AUGAAACCUAAACCAAAAAUUGAAACUAAUAAUACAAUUGAUUAAUUAUCAAGGACAACUCAAAAUCUCAAUUCUUAUCAAUAAGAUCUCCUCAAUUCAGUUCGGAGCAUCAAUUCAAAGUCCAAUUCCAACCCCAGUAUUUUUGGGAAAGAAGUUCUCAAACAGAAGUACACUUAAGACUCUCCCUUUAAAAGGAAGCAAUACAAAAAUAUGGAAAUAGCUACCGCAUUGCAAAAGCAGAAUCAGAUUAUCCUAUCAAAAUACUAUAAACCUUAGAACAACUCUUCAAAAAGUUAAUAAACUUUGUUGCUAAAUCACCUUGUCGCCAAAAUAAAUCCAAGUAACGAAAUCAAUAUGUUCAAACAAUCUUAACCAUCCUCAAUUGAUUCUAGACCCCUUACAUCCCAAAUCAAUUAGACAAACUCGGCGUAAAACAGAAGGUAGGAAUCAAUUGGAUUGAAAUAUCAAAAUAUUUAUGAUGGAAUAUAUCAGAAACCAAAGAAAGUACACUCACACUAGAUAUCUCCAGUUCAUUCAAGGCAACUAUCCUUAUAGCAAUCCUAAUCAAUAACUAAUAGAGUAUAAAAAUAUUUUGAAAGCAUUAAAUUUAACAAAGAAGAUGUCUAAUUUUAGUACUACUUAGGAAAAAUCAAGUAAGUGUUUACUCAGCCUCGUAAGGAUGAUUAUUUUAGCUCUCUCUACAGAGAACAUUUCUUUUAAACAUAUCAAGGGAUUUAUGCUGCAUCCCAUCUAAGAAUAGCGGAUCCAAAUGAUUUCAAAAAGAAAGCAAUCAAAAUUAAACGGAAAGAAUAACAUACAGGUAUUAAGAAUUUGUAAAUUAGAUAAAAUAUCUGUGAUCUUUGAUUUGGAUGAAACUUUAGUUCAUUGCAAUGAGUCUAUAUUAUAGAAAUCUGAUUUUCUUUUGAACAUCAAGAUGAGUCCCAAUUUAGUGGUUAAAGCUGGAGUCAACAUACGACCAGGAGCAAUAGAAUUAUUGGAAUCUUUGGUGGAACACUUUGAGAUUAUAGUUUUCACUGCAUCACAUUAAUGUUAUGCCAAACAAGUAUUGGAUUAUUUAGAUCCAGAAAAUAAAUUGAUUUCACAUAGAUUGUUUAGAGAUAGUUGCAGUUAAACAACAGGAACUAUGUACACUAAAGAUUUGAGAAUAUUUGACAGGCCACUAAGUCAAAUCGUUUUAGUUGAUAAUGCAUCUUACAAUUAUGCUUGGUAAUUGGAUAAUGGAAUACCUAUUGUUCCAUUUUAUGAUAACAAGGAUGACCGAGAACUUUGGGGGUUAUAGACUUAUUUGAUGGGAAUGCGUGGGGUUUCAGAUGUUAGAGAGUACAAUAGGUAAUAGUGAUGUCAACUUUAUUUUUAGAAACAAAUUGAAAUUAAAUCAAUUCUAUGAUGCUUCUAGUGCUGCCUGUGUUUUUGAAAAGCUUUUUCAAUAAAAAAUGGAAAUAUGA
Paramecium octaurelia is the source of this 1466-nucleotide messenger RNA. The record is from the annotation of a GenBank genome assembly. NCBI's taxonomy places the organism in Eukaryota, Ciliophora, Oligohymenophorea, Peniculida, Parameciidae.